This is a messenger RNA of Nematostella vectensis (starlet sea anemone), 843 nucleotides long. Its product is annotated as deleted in malignant brain tumors 1 protein-like. Lineage: Eukaryota; Metazoa; Cnidaria; Anthozoa; Actiniaria; Edwardsiidae. The transcript has 4 exons. Bases 100 to 843 code for a protein of 247 amino acids. Gene Ontology annotation, cellular component: membrane. The record is from RefSeq and is a predicted model, not a curated record.
UGACUCAUUUAUAUCAUAACGCGUCAGGUACUUUUAGUGCCAUUUAUUCGCAGUUUACCUGAGAAAGACGUUUGCUUUUUUGAGUAAUGGUAUUAAGCUAUGGAGGCUGCCAUCCACAGUAAACCGUUACAUCUACUCAUGCUCUUAGGGAUAUUGUUUAACCAUAAUGUGGUCUCUUCGCGGGCGACCCGCGUUCAAGUUCGUUUAGUUAAUGGCACAAACAUCUGGGAAGGAAGAGUUGAGGUACUUCACCAAGGCGUCUGGGGCACAGUGUGUGACGAUGAUUGGGACAUCAAUGACGCCCGAGUUGUUUGCACAAUGCUUGGGUACGGAGUCAAGUCUGCGGUCGGUCAAGCGCGGUUUGGUCAGGGGUCUGGACAAAUAUGGAUGGACGAUGUUCGCUGUACUGGCACCGAAAAAGAUUUAGCGUCGUGUCGGUUUCUAGGAUGGGGGAAACAUAACUGCGGCCACAGCGAAGAUGCGGGGGUCAUAUGUGUUAAUUUGGUUCUCGCCCGCAUGGUCGAUGGCCCGGUACCAUUUGCUGGCCGGGUAGAGCUGAACUUCAAGGGACGUGGCUGGGGUACAGUAUGUGAUGAUGGACAACAGUGGGGAAUGAACGAAGCCAAUGUUAUUUGCAAAUCUCUGGGAUACCCUGGCGCAGUAGCCUCCUCGUCCAGAGCCCGCUAUGGCCCAGGAAACGGCACUAUAUGGCUAUCAAAUGUCACAUGUACCGGUGCAGAAUCCUCUCUUCAGUCAUGCUCACAUAGCGGAUGGGGCACACCCUCCUGCGAUCACGCGACGGACGUUGGUGUGUCUUGCAUUCCUGUUUCGUCGCGAGCAUAA